Molecule: messenger RNA, 4035 nt
Organism: Entamoeba dispar SAW760
Lineage: Eukaryota; Evosea; Mastigamoebida; Endamoebidae
Exons: 1
Coding region: 1-4035 (1344 amino acids)
Source: RefSeq, a predicted model, not a curated record
AUGAAAAGCCAUGAGAUUAUGAUAAGAUGUAUUGAAGAAAAUCCAAUUAAAAAUAUUAAUGAAAUAAGAUUCUUCUUAAAUAAUGCUAAUUUAAGGGAUGAAGAAAUAGAAGAGAUAUUAAGUUUAUUAACUCAAAUGAUUAUGAGAGUUGAUAAAGAGAGUUUAGAAUAUAUUAGUCUUUAUAUUCAUUUGUUAAUGGAACGACUAGUUACAGAAACUAAAUUUGUGAGAAAUCCAAUUAAACAUGAUGGAUGGAAGAAAUUACGAAUUGAUCCUUCCUUUAUAAAUUGUAAAAUACUUAAAAUGCCUGUGGAUAUACAAAUAUUUUUAACAGAAUUUAUUGAUAAAGAAGAAGUUAUUAAGAGGAUUAAAAGUAAUAAUAUAGAUAUUUUAUUAAAGAAAAGAAUUACAUCUCUUAUUCAAUGGUAUCCUAAAGAAAUAAAUUGUGUUGAAAGUCCAGAUUAUAUGAUGAUUAAAGACAUGAUAAUUAAAGAAAAAAAUAAUGAAAAUUACGAAAUAAAUAUUAAAGAAUUAUAUACAGUAGAUGGUUUAGAUGAAAUGAAACUUAUUGCAUUAUUGUUAGUUUAUGGAAUUAUUCAUAAUAAAAAAAUAAUACUUGAAGAGAUGGAUCAUUUAAUUCAACAUUUUGUUAAUAGACCAUUAGGAAUAUAUUUUAUUAAGUAUUUUGUUCAGAUAUUAAGAAAUUAUAAAGAAGAAAUUUGUCAAAAAACAAUAGAUUUUAUUGUGAAUGGAAAUAGUAUUAAAACAAUAAUAUAUUCUUUAGGAGAAAAUCUUAUUCGAUUAAAACUAUUUAAUGAAAAAUCAAUUUUUUAUUCAAUAUUUCAAAUAUUUCCAAAGAUUAGUAUUCAAGAAACAUUAAAAAUAAGUCAAGUUAUUGACUUUAAUGAUGAAAAUAUAUUUUCAAUACAAAUUAGAGUUAUUAAUAUUUUUGUAUUGAUGAUUCCAGAAAUGAUCAAAAUAUCUCAUGAAGAAAUGAUAAACAUUAUUCAAAUGGUUUCACAAUUCAUCAUAAAACACCAAAAUAUAGAAAUUAUUCAAUUAUUUUGUGAUUUUAUUUAUGCAUCUUGGAAAUUAAUCCAACAAAAAGGGAUUUAUGAAACAAUCAUUUAUGAAGUUAUUAUUAAAAUUACAGAAAAUAUUCUUGAAGGAAUUAUUCCAUUAAAUGACAAGAAUAGAAAAAAUUUAUCAAAUGUUUAUUUAUUAUUAUUCAGUGAAAAACAUAAAUAUUGUAAAAGAAUCUUGAAUAUAGUUAUUAACAAAUGUAUUGAAAAAAAUAUUGACAUGGAACAUAUUCAAUAUAUCUUUCUUGGAUGUUAUCAAUCUAUAAAAUGGUCUGAGAAGAUUACACAUUUUUGUUUAGAAGAAUUAAUAGAAAAGAAAGAAAUUAAAGAAGAAAAUAUAAAGAGAAGUAUCAUGUUACUAAGAUUAUUAAAAACUGGGAUUAAUAAAGAAAUGAUUAUCAAAAAUGAAGAAAUUUAUUAUCAAUUAUUUAAUUUAUUUAUAAAAUAUGAUAUAUUAAAAAGUGUAAUUGAUGAAGUAAAAGGUAUUUUCAUUGAUAGAUUAAUAUAUUCUUAUAAUAAAGAUAAAAAUGAUCAAAAAUUAAUUGAGAUAUUUCAUAGAUAUAUAAAAUAUUGUAUUAUAUCUCAUUUAGAUUGUUUAUAUAAUUUUGUAAUAAACUCUUAUAUUGAUAAAGAACAAAAAAUAUCUAUUUAUCAAGAAGUACAAAAAACCAAAAUUGAUCAAACAAUUUUAUAUUUUAUGAAUAAAUACUUUAAAGAUGAAUUAAAGAUACUAAUUGAACAAAUGAAAAUUAUAGGAAUAAAAUUAAGCACAAUGAAACAAGAAGAAAAAUUACAAGAAUUAUAUUAUGAUGUUGUUGAGAAAUGUAUUAAGAAAAAUCCAAUUAAUACUAUUAUUGAUGAAGAAAAUAUGUUAAUUGAUAAUGAAAUGUAUAAUAUUAUUAAUAAAGAUAUUAUUUCUAUUAGAUUAAAUGAAAUGAAUGAAGAGAUAGAAGGUCUUGAUAAAAUUUUUGAAAUAUAUUUAAUUCUAAGUAAAGAAUUAAAUAGACCAAUAAUUAAUAAAAGUUUAUUAACUAUAAAACAAAAGAAAUUAAAUUCUAUUCCAAUUGAGUAUUUUAUUGGAGGAAAUAUUUUUAAUAAUAGUAUUGAUUAUUUAAUUCAAAAAAUUGAAGAGAUUGACAUUAAAAAAAUAAUUUAUUUAAUGAAAAAAGAUACUCUUGGUAUGAUGGAUGAAACAUCAAUGAUUGAAACAUUAUUAAAAUCACUCAAUAAUCAAUAUAUUUGUUCUAACCUUACAAAUGGAUUCAAAGUAUUUAAUCAAUUAAUUAGAUUUAUUCCCUUGACAUUCAAUAAUAUUAAUCAAUUAUUUAAUUCAAUAAACCAAUAUUGUAAAACUAAAAAAGAAUUAUUAAUUGAUGAAAAUAUUUAUCAAUUCAUUGAUUAUAGUCUUCAACUCAAUAAAGAAACAAGUGCUGCUGUAUCAUUUAUAUUAUUAAUGAUUAUUUCAUUAAUAAUCAAUUCAAUUGAAAAACAACCUUAUUCUAAAAUAAUAAAUAAUGAUAGAAAUAAAUUUAUCAAAGAAAAUAAUGAAUUUAAGAAUAUUAUAUAUUGUGGAUAUAAUGAUGUAUUUGAUUCAUUUAAAAUUAAAAUAAUUGAUAAUGAAAUUCAUAAUAAUCAAAUUAAAGAGAUUCUUCAAAGAAAUUGUACACUUCAAAUGCUUGAAAAAUGUAUUGAAACACCAUUUAUUUAUGAUUAUUCAAAACCUAUUCCACUAAAACAAAAUAUAUUUAUAAUAUUAUAUCAUUUCUUCACAUUCAAAGAAGUUAAAAAUAUCAUUGAAGUAAUUACUAACAAAUAUGAAACAGAAAAUAAAGGAAAAUUCUACAUCCUUCAAGGACUUAUUGCAGGAAUUAAAUCAUUUAAAAUAGAAGACAGAUUAGAAUGCCAAGAAUAUAUUUUAAAACAUUGUAUAGAUUGGCUUCAAGUAAUAAACUCAAAUCAAGAAUAUUUAAUAAAUAAUUUCAUUAAGAAUGACUAUAUUUUAUUAAAAGAAAUCUAUUCAAAAUGUAUUAAAAGUAUUAUUAAAGGAAAUUAUAAUAAAACAAUCAUUCUCUUUAUUAUCAAAUAUAGUUUUUAUAAUAUUUCAUUAAUUGAAACAACAAUUAAUACAUUAUUUAAUGGAACAACAAUUUGUGGAUGUUAUAAAGAAGAAAUCAGUAAAUUCAUUCAUCUAUUAAUAAAUGAUAAAAGAUUUAACAAAACAAUUACCAAUUUACUCAUUCAAAUAUUAAAAAAUAAUAAUAAACCAACUUUUAAUAAUACUCUUAAUGCUAAUAUAAGUGUUAUAUUUAAUAGUAUUGAAAUAAUUAAUAAUAAUACUAUUGAACUUUGUAUUGAAAUUAUUUAUAUUCUCAUUACAUUAUAUCCAUUUGAUAAUUUUAAAAUAUUAAAACCAAUUAUUAUAGUAAAAAAAGAAAUUCAAAGCCAAUUUGUUGAGAAAAUUCAAGAAAUUUAUUUUAAUUCUGAUAAAAAUGGUAAAAUGUUAAUUCUUGAUAUUUUAUGUUCAAUGAAUAAUUUGGAUUUAAUAAAUCAAUUUGACUUUAAUAAAAUGAUGAAUACUAAUAAUUUUACAAUUAAUUCUCGUUGUUCUGAUCUUAUAACAUAUUAUAUUAAGAAAACAAACAAUAUUGAAUUUUGUGAAAAGAUUAUUGAAAAACAAUUAAAUAAUAAUAUUAUUAAUGAACAUCUUUAUAUUACUGCAUUAUCAUGUAUUAUAUUAUCUCGAUCACUUUUUAUUAAUAAUUCAAUUAAAAAUGCUGUUCAUCAACUUCUUCAUUUUAAACCAAAAAAUAGUCAAAUUAAGAAAUAUAGUAAUAAUACUUUAAUGAUAUUUAGAAGAAAAUUUAAUCAAUUAUUAAAAUAUGAUAAAAAUAUAUUUUCAGAAGAUGAUAUGGAAUUAUUAUACUUACAAUCUAUUCCAUGGUAUAUGGCUUGA